AUGAAUCCUACCAGCUGUUCUUAUCUUCUUUCUUUCUUUCUUUCUUUCUUUUCUUUCUUUCUUUCUUUCUUUCUUUCUUUCUUUCCCAAAAUGAAUCCUACCAGCUGCUCUUAUCUUCUUUCUUUCUUUCUUUCUUUCUUUCUUUCUUUCUUUCUUUCUUUCUUUCCCAAAAUGAAUCCUACCAGCUGCUCUUAUCUUCUUUCUUUCUUUCUUUCUUUCUUUCUUUCUUUCUUUCUUUCUUUCUUUCCCAAAAUGAAUCCUAUCCAGCUGCUCUUAUCUUCUUUUUUCUUUCUUUCUUUCUUUCUUUUUUCUUUCUUUCUUUCUUUCUUUCCCAAAAUGAAUCCUACCAGCUAUUUCUUAAUCUUCUUUCUUUCUUUCUUUCUUUCUUUCUUUCUUUCUUUCUUUCUUUCCCAAAAUGAAUCCUACCAGCUGCUCUUAUCUUCUUUCUUUCUUUCUUUCUUUCUUUCUUUCUUUCUUUCUUUCUUUCUUUCUUUCUUUCUUUCUUUCCUAAAAAAUGAAUCCUACCAGCUGCUCUUAUCUUCUUUCUUUCUUUUCUUUCUUUUUUCUUUCUUUCUUUUCAAAUGA
This is a messenger RNA of Acanthosepion pharaonis, 585 nucleotides long. Lineage: Eukaryota; Metazoa; Mollusca; Cephalopoda; Sepiida; Sepiidae. The record is from the annotation of a GenBank genome assembly.